CCAAGAUGGCUGAGCCGGGGUCGGAUGCGAGGAUGCUCCUGGAUCUUCUGGCUAAGUUCGCGGUGGAUAAGCUGGAUGAUGCCUGGAUAAAGAAAGUUAUUGACGCAGACUUCACGGAGGUGGAGGACCUGCCGCCAGAAUACGAGGAACAUCACUACAGCACCAACCUGAGCGGUCUCUUCAGUGCCGUCGUCGGCUGCUGUCGUCAGUGGGUUGACACUCUGCCUCCCAUCUGCGCCGACGACACCGACAGGAAGCUCUCCGUGUCGAGCCUCGCGGCCUCCGAGGACACCGCCAAGCUCUCCGUGUCGAGCCUCGCGGCCUCCGAGGACACCGCCAAGCUCUCCGUGUCGAGCCUCGCGGCCUCCGAGGACACCGCCAUCCACACCAGGUUCUGGAUUGACCUGUCCGAGGACGUGAAGGGUCUGAUGGCACUGUUGUUUUACUACAGUUCUCGGGGCCAGAGGUACGACGCUGGGGAGGAGGACCGGGAGCUGGGUAUCCAGGCCGCCAGCCUCUACUUCCUACUCCUCUGUAUCCCCGGCAGUAAUGCCUUCAGAGUGUUUCACCCCGUCAUGUAUCUCAAGACCCUCGAUAUCAUGCGUCUCACAACAAAAUUGAGAGUUGGUGCGUCGACCCAUAAGAAAGGUCGACAGGGCACGGUGCGUGGGAUUCAGCGUAAGUCCUAUGAUGAGCAUUUGAUGGUCGAUGCUGAUGAUGACGAUGAAGCAGAAAUGGCAAUGCUAACCCCGAAUGAAGCAAGUAAACUGAUCAGAUCAUUGAAUAUUCUCCUUAAUGAUUUUCUCAGAUUUACCCAAAAAUUCUCAUUGAAGCAUUCUGCAGAAUCACUAGAUGAGACCAUUAGUAUACUGAUAGACGUGUCUCGAUGUGAGACUAAUAAUGCUCAGGGAAUAUUUAUUGGAAGACAUGGACCAGGAACAGUGGCAGCAUUAGCAUACAAUGCUUAUGUUGCUCUUCAGUCUAUAUGUAAUUCUAUUCAUGGCAAAGUUAAGAAAAUAGUUAUCAUAAUUAUGAAGCACAUCAUGUACAGCAUCCUCAUGAUCUCCCGUGGACUGUCAGACUUGUCGGCUCGUUCCUUGGGAGUAAUUCGGGACCACUCACAAAUUUUUGUAAAAUAUAUAUUGACCCAAAUAAAACAAGACGCAUAUGACGGGGUGUACAUCCUUAUUCAGCACCUUUGCAUCCGUGUGCCUGAUAAGGCAGAGUUUCGGCAGAAAACUGCUCAAUCUGUGGUGGAAAUUUUGCGUUAUCUUCCCAUUCAACUCUACACACGUCUUGUGAAGUGGUUUUUCAAGUUCUCUCACAAUGAGAAAGCAGGUCAUAGGCUAUUUAUGCUCGAGGUAAUAUCCAAAAUGUUGGGAGAGGAGGAACGACAGGCUGAAGGGGAGGCUGGAACUACCAAAGACGGGAAUCAAGAAAAUUUUCCUAAGGAGUCGGAGCCAAAGGCAGUUACAGAGAGGGGUUCUGAUAAUGAUGAUGACGAAGAUGAAAAGGAGGAAGGGGAUAAAGAAAUCAGCUUUCUUAAUGUUUCUAUAGAUCAUCCAGGGGAAAUCCCUCCAGAUCGCAACAUUCUUUCCCACAAGUUUUUGCUAAGUAUAAUUUUCUCAAGGUGCCGUGACAGUGCUGCAACUGUACGAUCAAAGGCUCUUGCUCUGCUAGCAGACUGCACCUUCUCCACCAACCCUACAAUAAUGCUUGCCAUGAAACAAAUUUUUUUCCGCAGCCGGCCAAUGUUUUCAACCCCACGUAUUCCAAGUAAUGAUUUAGAAUUGGAAUCGCCACUUGAUCUUGUGGAAGAGGAAGACCUGGAGCUCCCCAAUGCUGCAAGAGUUGUAUCAAUGUUACAUAGACGAGCCCUAGAUGACAAAGUUACAGUGCGAAAGUCUGCUCUACAAGUGUUGGAAAAUUUAAUGCGUCUGGAUAAUGAGAUGCUUUCAGACAAGAAUCUAGAGGUGCUAGCAGAACACUGUCGAGAUCCAGCACUGCUUGUGAGGAAGCAGAUAAUUACUUCUUUGUCAACACUUGUCACUUGUUACCCUCAGCAUGAGGCUGUCAUCACCGUGUGGAUUAAGGGGGUUUUGCCACUUAUCCUUGAUCCUGAAAUAAAAGUUCAGGAGCGUGUUGUAGAGGUUCUUGAUCAACUGCUGUUCAAGCGUUUAUUGGUUCAUGGACAUCCUCAGUCUGAGACGUCAGAGAACAGACUUCCUUGGCGCAUACUUAGUAUCAUCACAAAACACAGCUUUCACAAGUUCUUCAACAAAGCUCUUCUUAUGUGGUCCAAGUCAGAAUAUUUGAGGCCACAGGUAAUGAGCAUUGCACGAACUCAUAUUGGGAAGGAAAACAACGAAGAGGUGUGGACGUUGCUGGCACUCAUUUCAAAUUAUGUCACGGUUAAGGAUGCCACCUUUGCUGUGGAUUACUUUGAAGAACAAUGCCAAAUCAAUUCAGAGGUGGGAUCAUACACUCUUCUUCAAGUGUUAAAAGUGUUAAGUAACAGUAUCAAGCACAUACCUGGAAAUCGUGCAGAGGCCUUGCAACAACAGCUGUUGGAACCUCUCACUAACUUCUCUGUCGGAGCUGAACUCAUUUCCCACAUGAUGGAUACUAUAACUCUUCUCAGCUACAGUCUUCAUGGUGAUAAUAUGGAAGGCCAAAAAGUCAUAGAGAAAUGGGCAGCACCAAUCCUCAAGGCUUGUGAUGAACACCUUAAAUACGUCCUGUUCGAGAAGGCUGAGCCACUGGACAGUGUCGGGGAGGAGAUACUUUUCAGGUACUUGUUCACCUUGGGGGAGGCAUCUAUGCUGUGUCCACAGAAAGUAAACAAUAGGAUGUUCCUCAUGCUUCAGAGCCUCAUUUUCCACCAGCCUGGAGAAAAGUCUGCCCUCACAGCUGUCCCGUCCUCGCAGAUGCACACCUCUCAACCCACCAUGAUUACCUUUACACCCACCAUACGGGUCAAGGCACUAGCUGUGGUCACUUUGGGCAAGAUGUGUCUGCAACAAGAGGACCAAGCUAAACGUAUCAUUCCUGCCAUGGGCAAGAUGCUCGAUGUGACCAAAUAUCCAGCUCUCAAGAUAAAUAUUGUCUUCACCUUGUCUGACAUGUGUGUCAGGUAUGCAACAUUAGUUGAUCCUUUGAUGCCUCAGGUCACUGCCUGUCUUCGUGAUCCAGACAUUAAUGUUCGCCGCACCACGUUGACUCUCCUCAUCAACCUGUUACAAGAAGAUUACCUCAAGCUAAGAGGAUCAUUCUUUUAUAGAAUUUUACAGUGUCUUACUGAUGAGCACGAGGAUAUUCGCAGCACUGUCGUCUUCUACAUAACAGAACGUUUGCUGAAACGCUUCCCUAAAAUUUUAUGCCAGCACUUCAUUGAAUGCAUCUUCCACUACAAUUGUUAUGAGGAGCAUGAAACUUACAACAGAUUUACACAGAGCUCUGUUGAGAAGGAAUUGUUCUCCCUCUCUGGAAAAGAACACUUGAGAGAACGUCACACGAUAUACCGCUUCAUGCUGGAUCACAUGCCGGAUGACCAGCGUUUUACUACAACCCAGCGACUUUGUCAAGACAUUCUUGGUGGAAUAGUUAAUGGUCGUAUCAAACUGACCUUCACUAGCCAGCCCAUGUUAGAAGACACACUCACAGUGCUCAGCAGUGAUGAGAUAAAGCUUGCUUCAUUGAAAUCCAGACCAGAGGACAUUGAUCAACCCACAGACCAGGCAGAGCAAGCAGCUAUGGCGGGGAUGGUCAUAAAGAAGACGAUUAUCUCUCAGGUGGUGAAGAGAAAUGUAAUUGAAAAUAUUGUUCCCAUCUUAAUUGCUGUCAAACACAAGCUGGAAAAGCAUCGUUCACCACUGAUGAAACAUCUUUUGCUCUAUCUGAAGGAGAUUAUGAGGGAUUACAAAAAUGAGGUGAAAGAAAUUCUAGCUGGGGACAAGCAGUUGGCAAAGGAAAUUGAAUUUGAUUUGCGUCGGCUUGAUCAAGAACAACGAGAAGAAGAGGAGGAAGAAGGAAAUGAAAAAGAAUUAGCAGGAGGUGAUGAGGAAGGUGACAACGAUCUCAUGCAAACUGACAGCCAAGAGAGUGCUGCAAAUGGUUGUCAGGGAUCAAUGGGUUCCUCCCCUAACAGUGAAGAACAAAUUGAUGACCCUAAGAGUGCUGCAAAUGGUUGUCAGGGAUCAAUGGGUUCCUCCCCUAACAGUGAAGAGCAAAUUGAUGACCCUAAGAGUGCUGCAAAUGGUUGUCAGGGAUCAAUGGGUUCCUCCCCUAACAGUGAAGAACAAAUUGAUGACCCUAAGAGUGCUGCAAAUGGUUGUCAGGGAUCAAUGGGUUCCUCCCCUAACAGUGAAGAGCAAAUUGAUGACCCUAAGAGUGCUGUAAAUGGUUGUCGGGGAUCAUUGGGUUCCUCCCCUAACAGUGAAGAACAAAUUGAUGACCCUAAGAGUGCUGUAAAUGGUUGUCGGGGAUCAUUGGGUUCCUCCCCUAGCAGUGAAGAACAAAUUGACAACCAAGAGAGUGCUGCUAAAGGUUGUCAAAGAUCAUUGGAUUCCUCCCUUGCACUCGCAGCACAAAUGUUGAUCCCGAACAAGACAACAUCAGCCUCUAGUUCAUUGUCAGUCAGUAAAAUCACACCAACUUCUAGAAAAGAGCUACAUAAGCAAGUUGUACUUAAGAGCAAAGUUUUAAUGGCUAAGAGGAAAAGAAUUGUUAUUCGUUCAUGUAACUUUUGUGGUGAUGGCUCACAUGCAUCAUCAAGCAUGAUAGAACAACAAAGAGAAAAUGUCAGUGACUUGAGCAAAAAGGGGAGUGAAAGGGUCAUGUUGAAGACACCAAAGAAUGACAAAAGUUACUCACGUAAAAAAGAAGAGGACAAGAUAACACAUUCUCCUCAAAAUAUCAAAAGCCGGGAGAAAUGGUUGAGAGCUAUUAGCACUCCACCUGCUGAGAUAAGUGUUAUAAGUAAUAUCACAUUUGUGGAUGAAACACAAGCCAGUGCCAUUAGCCUAGAUUCAACUACCUCAAACAUCAAUAGACAAAGAGAUGUCACACACCCAAAGUUACUACUUCAUCUUCAGAAGCCAGAAACUUAUGCUAAAAAUUUAGACAUCAGCUGUAUACGCAGAUCCACCAGAAGUCUUCGUUCACAAAUAGUGAAGAAAAUUUCUGAAGCUUAUGGUAAAGAUUUAGACUCAAACAGCAUACGCAGAUCCACUAGGAGUCUCAGUUUAGAAAUUGCAAAGAAAGGUCGUAAAUCUUAUGCAAAUGAUUCAUUAUUAACCUACAUAUGCCAAUCCCCUAAAAUAAGUCUCAUCUCAGAAAUGAAGAAGAAAAAAAGUACUGAAACUUAUGCUAAGGAUUUAGGUUUAAGCCGCACACAGCGAUCCACAAGAAGAAGCCUUAGUUCAGAAACUUCAAAGACAAGUUCUAAAACUUAUGCAAAAGAUUCGGAAUUAUGCCACAUAUGCCGACCCAUUAAAACAAGUCAUUUCUCAGAAAUGAAGAAGAAAAGUCCUCAAGCUUAUGCUAAAGAUUUAGAUGUAAGCUACACUCAGCGAUCCACAAGAAGAAGCUUUAGUUCAGAAACUUCAAAGACAAGUCCUAAAGCUUAUACAAAAGAUUCAGCAUUAUGCCACAUAUGCCGCCCCACUAAAACAAGUUUUACCUCAGAAAUGAAGAAGAAAAGUCCUCAGGCUUGUGCUAAAGAUUUAGAUGUAAGCUACUCACAGCGAUCCACAAGCAGAAGCCUCAAUUCAGAAGCUUCAAAGGAAAGUCCUAAAUCAUUUGCAAAAGAUUCAGAAUUAAGUUGCAUACGACGAUCCACUAAAAGAAGUCUCUGUUCAGAAACUGCAAAUGAGAGUGCUAAAUCUCAUACAAAAGAUUCAGACUACAAACACAUAUACCACUCCAUUAACAGAAGUCUCAAUUCCAAAAUUAUAAGAAAAAGUCUUGCAGUUUUCAUAAAAGAUUCAAAUUUGAACUGCACACACCACUUUACUAGAAGAAGUUUCAGUAAAGAAAUUACAAAGACAAAGAAAAAUAUUGGAGUCCAUGAAAAAGAUUUCGAUUGUAACUGCGUGUACCGCUCUACUAGAAGAAGCCUCAGCUCAGCAAAGAUAAAGACUAGUAAAGAUAUUCCCCAGAAAGUACAGAAGUCAGAAAGUCAUUUUGAAUCGUAUUCAAGUGUAGCAACAGGUAUUGUGAGCAAGCCUGAUAAUUCUAGCAGCAAAUCUGGAGCAUCAGCCAGAUAUACUCAUAAGAGACAAAAACCAGAAACUCGUAGUCAAUGUAAACGUACAAGGGGAAUGGCAUCCCUCACCCCUGAUCCUAUCACUACCCAAGCUUACAGAGAAGCAGCAAAGUCUGAUAGAAAAAGAAGUAAAAGGAGUAAAUAAUGAGAAUGAUAUUUACAAAAUUUUGUAAAUGUUGUUAUACUGAAUUUUUUUUUAUACUGCUUAAAAUUAAAUUCAUGUAAUAUUCAUGUUAAUUUGUUGAGAUGUUGGAUAAAACCUCAGCAGUUUCUUAAUACUUCAACCCGGAAGCAUUCAAACCUUUGGAAACACACCAGGACCCUUUGACCAAUGAGUGCCUAACAGAGACCAGGAUCAGAAUCUGGCCAACUCAAAGAGAAGAGGAGGAGCCUGGGAAUCAGAGAUCAUCACAGAACUGAUCAAAGGACCACCAGAAACUCAAAUACUCCAAAACAAGCAACUGUAUGGAGAACAUUGUAACCCUGGUGAAACAAUGCAAACAAUAAUUUCUGUAGCGAAAACACUGCCUAGAAAUGUUGUCAUCUCUUCACUUUCUAGUGUGCAGUUUGGUCAACACUGCCUAGAUUCACAAUCCCACUACCAGUGGUAGCCAAGUAAGUAAGUAAUUAUCAAAGAAGGCACCAAGCCAGAAGGCUAUAUAGCACUAUCAAAUGUGCAGAAUAAUCAGAGGGCACUAAAUAUCACUAAGGAUGCCAUUAUGAGAACAGAAAUGC
This is a messenger RNA of Procambarus clarkii (red swamp crayfish), 7000 nucleotides long. The record is from RefSeq and is a predicted model, not a curated record. Lineage: Eukaryota; Metazoa; Arthropoda; Malacostraca; Decapoda; Cambaridae.